Sardina pilchardus (European sardine) is the source of this 2703-nucleotide messenger RNA. RefSeq names its product coagulation factor XIII A chain-like. The transcript is spliced from 15 exons. NCBI's taxonomy places the organism in Eukaryota, Metazoa, Chordata, Actinopteri, Clupeiformes, Clupeidae. The record is from RefSeq and is a predicted model, not a curated record. Gene Ontology annotation, molecular function: protein-glutamine gamma-glutamyltransferase activity. Bases 56 to 2257 code for a protein of 733 amino acids. Gene Ontology annotation, biological process: peptide cross-linking; blood coagulation, fibrin clot formation.
CAACACAGAAUCUUCACAGUAUUCAAGCUUAUAAGAAACUGCUCCAAUAAACAUAAUGGAACAUCCAAAGCAGCUUCUUCCUGAUUUCAACAUGCGCUACCGUGGGAAACAAAAUGCCCCAAAGGAAAGAUCUGAUGCUGAGAAGGAUGACCUGCCUGAAUUUGAACCUUUUAAAGGAGCACUACCUCGUGGAUAUAUCACAUCAGAAGGGGUCUUGGAAUUGAGCCAAUUUGACCUGCACAAGCAUGACAAUGCUGUGAAACAUCGGACCAACAAAUUUAAACAUGCCGAUCUCAUCUUACGACGGGGUCAGACAUUCAGGAUGACCCUCUUUUUCAACCGUCCAUUCAAUCCCUCAGAGAUUGCUUUGUUGGAGUUUGAAAUGGGUAAAAACCCCCGCUCUGACAAGGCUACCUAUAACAUUGUGCUUCUAAAUACCAAGUGUCCAUAUCCAGAACAUCGUGUAUGUCAGUGGAAGAGAGACAUCGAGGUGACCGGUGACAUGACAGGUAACAAAAUGACUGUGGACAUAACACCUCCAGCAAACUGCAUUGUCGGAAAGUAUCACAUCUUUCUGACUGUGUUUGCACCUUCUCAACAACGGAGAGACCUCAACACAGACAUUCAUCUCCUGUUCAAUCCAUGGUGCUCAUCUGAUGACGUCUUCUUGAAUGAUGAAAAUCAGCUGAGUGAGUACGUUCUCAAUGAUAGAGGAACAAUCUUCAAUGGAAAGACUGACCAUGUAUCCAGCAGGCCAUGGGACUUCGGUCUGCAGUUCAAACCUGGUGUUCUGGAUGCCUGUUUCCAUCUCUUGAACAAGACAGAAAUGCUGUUGGAUAAUAGAAAAAGUGUUGAGUUGGUGGCACGGAGACUUUCUGCAAAGGUGAAUGCCCUGGAUGACAAUGGGGUGUUGGUGGGUAACUGGUCUGGAGACUAUGCCAAUGGCACUCCUCCCGCCGCAUGGACUGGCAGCGCAGAAAUACUUCUCCACUAUUGGAGGAAUAGUGCACCCGUGUCUUAUGCACAGUGUUGGGUGUAUGCUGGUGUGUUGAAUACCGUGUUUCGUUGUCUGGGGAUCCCAUCCAGGGUGGUCACCAACUUCAACUCUGCCCAUGACACCAAUGGAAAUUUAACAAUUGACAUCUUUGUGGAUGAAAAUGGGUCAAUGAACAAUGACUACACUGAGGACUCAGUGUGGAAUUACCACUGCUGGACUGAGGCCUGGAUGAAAAGGACGGACUUGAAUGCCAAAUAUUGGGGCUGGCAGGUAGUGGAUGCCACGCCUCAAGAAACCAGUGAAAGACUCUAUCAAUGUGGCCCAACCUCAGUUAGCGCCAUCAGAGAAGGGUAUCUGUGUGACCAAUAUGAUGGCCAAUUUGUGUUUGCUGAGGUGAACGGUGAUGUAGAAAUUAUAAUGAUUGACCAGAUUGGACUGUCGAGGGUUGUACACGUUAACAGAGACUAUGUAGGGGCGAAGAUCGUAACAAAAGCAGUUGGUUCACAUAUUUUGGAAGACAUCAAGGGUAACUACAAACAUAUAGAGGGAUCUUCAUUAGAAUCGGCCAUGGAACAAGCAGUAAACUUCGGUUGUGUAAGAAGCCGUUCGUUCUUUCAGGAAACUGAUGUGGAUAUUAAGUUGAUGGCACCUGCUGUGCAGCUGGGACAAAAUGUCUACCUGACCCUUGAAGUUCAGAACAAAAGUUUGGAACAGCGAACUGUACAACUUACAGUAACCUGCCGUGUUACCUACUACACUGGUGUAAACUAUCGUACCUUCAAGGAGGAGCGAAGGACUGUUUCCCUGGGGGCAUCAAUGACUGAAAAGGUGAAUAUAGAGAUACUGGCAAAUGAAUACAUGGAUCAUAUGGUGGAUCAAGGCAGCCUCAAAUUCAUUUGUGUGGGGAAAGCCCAAGAAAACAAUCAGGUCUUGGUUGCUGGCAAAGUGGUCUUGUUGGAAGUCCCCAUUCUAAGUUUGAAGCUGCAUGGAGAGGUAAAGGUGAACCAUGAGAUGCCUGUCACCUUGGAGUUCACCAACAUCUUCAAUUUUGUCCUGGCACAUGUGAAUUUGCGCAUGGAGGGCCCUGGUGAGAUGGGAUUCAAGAGGAAAUAUUACGAAUAUAUUGCCCCUGGCGCCUCCUUAACAUGGACUGAGUCAUUUGUCCCUGACAUGCCAGGAACAGGAGGAGUGGUAGGCAGUCUGAACUGUCGCAAGCUCACACACGUCUACGGCGAGCUUGACUUCGACGCCCAGCCCUAAAAACAACAAUCAAAGAAGAUCCCCUUUUACUCGUAGCAAGCAAUAUGAUAAAAAUCAGAGAGUCUGUCUCUUCCAAAUGCUGUUAAUGAAAUAAAUAGUUGAGUUAAUUGCUUAGUGCAUAAUGUUGUAGUUGUGUUAGUGCAUUUCUCAGAUGAGAAUUGAAAUAGUCAAAACUGCUUGUUCAAACUUGUCACUUCAGUCAUCUUGUCACUUGUGCACAUCAUAAAUGUAAUUCUUAUUAAUUCAAACAGCACAUGCUUUAAUACAUCCAUGCACUUGAUUGUGUACAACUGUCGGCUGUUUUCUAUUAUCAUUAUUUUCAAUUGCAAAUAUCAUGUUAAUAAUAAUAAUGCUAAUAAUAAGCCUUAACAGUAAGUCUGAUGUCACAUUUCUGUAGCAACUGAAUUGCAGUUCUAAAUAAACCAGGUGAAUACUAACAAGGUGAA